Truncatella angustata is the source of this 1689-nucleotide messenger RNA. Its product is annotated as fungal-specific transcription factor domain-containing protein. Gene Ontology annotation, cellular component: nucleus. Gene Ontology annotation, biological process: positive regulation of transcription by RNA polymerase II. The transcript has a single exon. The record is from RefSeq and is a predicted model, not a curated record. Lineage: Eukaryota; Fungi; Ascomycota; Sordariomycetes; Amphisphaeriales; Sporocadaceae. Gene Ontology annotation, molecular function: transcription cis-regulatory region binding; DNA-binding transcription factor activity, RNA polymerase II-specific; zinc ion binding. Bases 1 to 1689 code for a protein of 562 amino acids.
AUGCCAGGCCGGAAGCGUGCCGAUCGCAAUGCCCCGAUACACCGACGAGCCAGGACUGGAUGCAAGUCCUGCCGGGCGAGGAAGGUUAAAUGCGAUGAGGCAAAACCUGUAUGCAAGAAUUGUUCCACUCGCGGCCUAGCAUGCGACAGUGGUUUGCAGCUCAAAUGGCAAGAGGAUUUUGAGGUGCGUGGUUUAGCUUUUGGACGUGAAGGGGUGUGGACCAAAGAGCCGGGUCGUGGGUCAACUCCCAAAUCUCCAUCCUCAUGGACCGCGGAUACUCCAUCAGAACGUCUUUCGUUGCCGGAAAUCGGCCCGCACCACUUUCUACAUACAGCUUUGUCGGAUUUUGAGCCUGGAGGUUUAGGACCAUCUCAUCUGGACCUGGCCUUCGAGCCUGAAGACCUCACAGUAACCACAAUUGUGCCUACAUUUUCUCAUCCCACCGAACGAAACGUCAUAUUGCAUCAGCCAUCUCCUUUCAUACGGUCCUUUUACUUUGAUGCUAGUCUCUUGGAAUACUAUUUUAAAAAACUCUGUCCACUGACCACAUCGUCACGAACAUCUGCAUCCCCCUUUGCCGAUCUCAUCUUGCCCUUGUUCACGACUUCCGGCGAAGAUGAUGUUCUUCAAGCCUUGAUGGCAUUCUCGGCACGACAUCGAAGUAUAGCUGACCCAAGAUGGAGCCAUAAAGCAAUGUCUCUAAAAGGAGGAGUCCUCUCAUCCUUGCAGAAACGGCUUGCAAGUGCGGAUACCACUAGCCUGAGUGUGAUGUUCCCGCAGGUUCUGGUCACAAUGAUGUUCCUAUGCCUCUACGAGAUCGUCGAUAAAUGCGAUCAUCGCUGGGUGAUUCAUCUGCGCGCCAGCCAAGACAUUAUACGACGGAGCAGAAUGCUGGGCUUUCCUCAGUCUCAAAGCCACCCAGUCGGGCUAGCUGCAUUUGCGGAACGCUUUUUCGCAUUCCAAGAUGCUAUCAGUAGAACUGCUUGUGGUGAUGCCCCUCUCUUCGGCGUGGAAUACUGGGAAAGUCUAGAAGACAAAAGGCAAGUCGAUUCUUGGAUGGGCUGCAGUCCAGAGCUUGCUGGAAUUCUUUGCGACAUCACCGAACUGGGAAGAGCAAAGGCGCAGGCCAAAAUUCCUACCCUGGAAUUCUUUAACCGUGCGGAUGUGCUGGAAAGACGUAUCCAUUCACUCAGAUCAAUCAUCCCGGUUCCAAACGACCCUGACUUGAUGUCCUGCGCGGAAUUGAAGAGACUUUCAGCCUCUCUCUACCUGAACUGCGUCCUUUACGACGCGGCGCCGUCAACACCUGUGGUGUCUCAUCUUGUGCGGAAGAUCCUUGAGCAAAUCCUGAAGAUGCUUCGCGCCAAUCAUGCAAGAGCACUGGCGUUUCCCGUAUUUGUAGCUGCGGUAGAACUUGAUCCGAUAGAUGAGGUCUUGGUUAAAGAUACCGCAACAGGUGAGAGUAUCCACGGGAGACGCCUCAUUCUGGAGACAUUGGCUGCCAUGUCAACUGACUCGUUAUCGAAUGUCACAAGAACGAGGGCUGUCAUCAUGAAAGUCUGGAGGUUACGCGACAUGCAUGUCAAUAAUGACUCGGCAACGCACGAGCCUGGAUCUGGCAGCACAAGCAAUAACAAUGAUUGGUCCACUUUUGUUGGGCCAAACAGCUCUUACAUGAGUCUAGCAUAA